UAUAAAGUGGUGUGAAACGCUUUUAAAAGGAAACGUGAUACCGAAAACAGAAGUCUGUUUAAUUUGUCUAAAUACAAUUUAAUUUGUCUACAUAAAAAAUAUUAACCUGCGCAUAUGAUGAGUCAGACGAACUCAUCUGUCAGCAUCGAUAAUUUUUCACAAACAUAACAACACAAUAUUUUAAAAAAAUACUUUAACAAAAUGACGAGUAUUAAUUUAUAAGCAUGAACUUAUCACGAGCAAAUUAUUUGCUCUAAGAGAGGUGGGAUUACAACAAUAUGUUAAUUUGCUUGGUGGUGGGGGUGGGGGUGGCCAGGGGUGGAAUAUCCAUUUUUAUUGCAUCACCUGUCAGUAACGUCCAAUCAGCUUCGACUUUGGGGGCAUUAAUUGAUGAAGGUGUCUCCGGCCUUGCUCAGUUCCCACUGUCAUUUUAUUUGCGACUAAACCAGCAACGGGAAUAGCAGCUGCAUUUUGGGCUCUAUUUCUCUCUCUUCCCCUCUCUCUCUCUCUCCUUGCUCUCUCUUUCUCCCUCUCUCACUCUGUCGCUCACUCCCUCUCCUUUUCCCUUCCAUACUCUCGUCGCUUUUUAUCCUUCUCACUGGCAGUGCUAUUCACCUUCCUCUUUUCCUCAUGGCCAAAUGGGAAGGGAGCUGAGGGAGCGCAGGUAUAGGAGCUCAGACAGGCAGCAGCCAGCCUGUCGGCAACAUCACACACAUUCCAUCGAUCAUGCAGUGCUCAGGUCAAUGGACUGAUUGUUUUAAUUCAAACAGGCCAUUUUGCUUUUUAUUUUUCUAUUUAGACUAGAACUUUUUGUUCAUCACGCAGUGUGGACAUGUCACAGGCCAUGCUGAACCGGUAAGCUGAAUGCCUUGAAAUAAAGAAGCAUCAGUAAAGCUUUAAGGACAACCAUCGCGCUAAAUGUUGGAAUUAAUGCAAUGAAGAAAAUGGGGGACUUGGAAUCCGGUUUUGAGGAAAUGCAGGGUGUUAAGCUUGGCUAUUUGAUUAUCAAAGGCAAACAAAUGUUUGCUCUCUCUCAAGUCUUCACCGACCUCUUGAAAAAUAUCCCGCGGACUACUGUACACAAACGAAUGGACCAUUUAAACGUGAAGAAGCAUCACUGUGACCUGGAGGAACUACGAAAGCUCAAAGCAAUAAAUUCUAUAGCUUUCCACGCAGCUAAAUGCACUCUUAUUUCAAGAGAGGACGUUGAGGCACUGUAUUUUUCAUGUAAAACUGAGCGCGUAUUGAAAUCAAACAAAAGAAGGGAUAAGACAAAAACUUCCUCAGAGAAAAUGUGCGACGGGAAAAAUUACACAUCUGCCAAAAGUGACUUUUGGAGAGAGAAAGUUUGGCUAAGUUUGCAUGGCGUUCCACAGACGUUCUCAUUCAAAAAUAAAGCUGUUCGACAAGAUCCUGUUUCUCGCAGUCACUCAAAUCUACCUCAAAUUUAUAGCAAAUCCUUCGCCCGUGACUUUCAACCGGUGGCGAAGUCGGCAUCUACACCUUUUAAAAACUAUGAAACAGAUCAAAUACCUGACAACUAUGUGGCUUUUAAUCAGAAACACACGUUUAUUCGGCACGUUGUAAAUCGGCAGCCGCUGCUCUAUCAGUCCGCCAUUGCAGCGCCGGCAAAGCACCAAGGCAACGCAGACCUACUUUACAAAAGGAAGAGGAAGCGCGAGAGCAGCGCGAGGCAGCUCUGGUCGAGAAGCAGACGCAGUCAUCCGGUUUUGGUCGUCCCGAAGUGUUGUAAGCCAAAAGUUUCUAACGGAUCUUUGAGCCAGUUUCACCACCUCGAACAUGGAUUUUACGUCGAUCCUCGGAACACUGUGCAUUUUCAGGAAAGCUGUAGCAGCGACACGGAAUCUAGCACCAUCUCAGAACGGGUGAACAACGAUUCGGAUUUCGGGUCGAGUUUUUCUACCACCAGCAACUCCGGGACUUCAGACGAGGAGGAGGAGGAUGACUCUCUGUCGGAUUCUUCAGAUGUCAGUAGCGACGAGGAGAGCUCAUCUCAGUCUGAAUCGAGCUCUGUGUCAAGUCAAGUUUCAGUGCAGAGUAUUCGUUUCAGGCGUGCAAGGUUCUCGAGUAUCAACACAAAAGCACCUCUGCUGUUGCAGCCAACAUUUCACUACAGGCCUAAUGUGCAGACCAUAGCUACUAACCAGGAUUUAACGACUACUCUGGAUUGCGAAAGAACUGGCAAAACUCAGAAAUCGGACUUCGGUGACGCACACGAGAAUGGUGAUGCCGCAAAUAAUGUGCAGAAGUUCUGCUCAGUGCGGACCUGCUUUCCAGAUUUGCGAGAAAAGGAGGAUUCCGAAGCACCCUUGCGCCUUGAAGUUUCAAAUGAUCCAAAGACAACAGAUUCUAACAAAAUUAAGGAGAUCAGGCUCACACCCAAUACACUUGGGAACAAGGCGUUUCCCCAACAAAGAAUACCGGCUUCUGCAAACAAAUGCUCCCAAGGCUUGAUCUCCCACUGUGUUCCGGACAAAGAAAUAACGGUUUGUAAGUCUUCUGACAGCAAUCUUUCAUUAGUAGCAAAUUUCAAGAGGGAAGUAAAAACUUCCCUCAAACUGCCUUCACCUAUAAAACAUAUCAAAACUGAGGCCGAGGAGCUCAUCAACAAUGAGGGCAACAGGGCAGUAAAAACGCCACCAUUUUUACUCAACAACGUGAAGAUUAAAGUCGAGGACAUCUUUGACGAUUAUGAAUAUGCAAAACAGCCCCCGGAGUAUCAAUGUAAGGAUAAUGACGCUGAUGGCCAGUGCAUCAGCGAUCCUUUCAAGGAAACUGACCACUGGAAAGCCGCGGAGAGCUCUGGUCAAAAACACCCUGCCUGUAACGAGGAAUCAAAAAGCACUUUAAACGCCCGUUGCUCUGAAGAAGAGGAAUGCAAGAACGGUGUAAGAGUCCGGAAAAACUACAGGUCACUUCUUCUGGGUAAAAAAGCCGAAAGUGCGAGGACAUCUGCGAAAUCAGCUUCAAAAGUUGACCGGAGCUCCCGUUCUGCUGGAAAAUUCGCUAGCAGUGAAAUAUCGAGUGGAGACUGUGCUGGCACGAGCAAACGCAAACGGGCAAGUGCCAGUGUAGCAUCUCUGAAAAAGCCCUUCAGGUUCAUGGCGAAUUUUCCCUCUCCACCGGCCCUUCUUAUUGGCAACGAUGGAGAUUUGAGUCCCGCUUACUCUUUGAACUCUUCAAGAAGUAACCAACUGCCUCCUCGUUCUCACCCAGUUUGGAGAUGGCAGCUCGGUCACUCAGUUGUUCCUCCCCCUCCAAGCCACAAAUUCAGGAAAGCCUCUGUUAUCCCUUGAACUGUUGUUUUUUUUUAGCUCGGGGAAAUGUCUUAAAAAUGUGACAAGCACUGAUACCCGUUAGUUGUUUUGUUUUCAUUGUUGUUUCAAUGCAUACGUUUCUGGCCUGCUGUUAUGUAUAGCACACACGUUGUCAUCAUAUCUUGCAGGCUGGUUUUAUGCACGGAGGUUCAGAACUCGGGAAUAUACAGAGGUAUUAAUAAGCUGAUAUAGGGGGAAAGAAAUUAUGACUGUUUUUGACCUGAUUGAGACUUACAGAGCAAAUGUUGGCUUAUUUUACAGGCAGGGUUAGCCAUCUCUCGUAAGGAUGGCAUUAUGUGAUUAUCAGGUCUGUCAACUAAAAUGCUGAUUUUUGUUUUUGAAACCUCUUUGUCGGUAUAUUUUGGGCCAAUUUUUUGUACUUCCCCUUCAUGCUUCAUCCACAUACUGUAUUUCUGAAUUACUGUAGCCCGAUGAUCUAUACCCUUCUUAUUUAUUCAUUUUAAGGGUGCUCCCCAAUUGUUGGCGUCUGGCUGUGUCACUCACACGCGGCACACCAUGACUCCCACGGUAGGCCCACCACAAUGGCCCUCUAACUGACAAUCAAGAGCUGUUUGAUUUGCACGAUGUAAUAGAGGGAAAACACCAAGUCAAACUCCUUCUGUAGCACAUUAGCUAAAGGUAUAGAACGGUUAAAGCACAAAUUUACCAUGCAUUGCACUUUGCUAAUGCCUAUUAAUGUGGAUUAGUGAUGUGUUUUUAUUUCUAGUCUUACGCAAAAGAGCCAUCGCAAGUUACCCCAAAACAUUUUUAAAUAAGUACAAAUUAACUUGGUGCUUUUCAUUUUUUCUUGUUUGAUUUUGAGAGUUUUUUUAGUCGUUUUAUUAUAAAUGUUGCGGUUUAAUCGCGGAGACAUGUACCGAUAAAUGCUUGCGUUGGUCUUCACACGUAACGAAAUCAAAGAAAAACCUCGGUGCUUAGUGGAAUGCACACAUUCUGUUCAGGGUAUGCUAAGUAAAUGUUUAUUUCUGUUUGACUCAAGUAGCCUUGUCUUUUUCGUAUGUUGUUUUGAUUGUGUUUUUCCUAACUAGGCCUAUUUUCCAAGCAUAUGAAUUGCCUUGGUACUCGAAAGAGAGUAAACUUAAAAAAACAUUCAAGUGCUAACUUUGUGUUCCACUAGAGUACCUUGCUCCAUAAUGCCUUGUGAUGAAUGUACUGUAACGUACCACAUUUGUUAACUUCAGCAAAAGCAGACUGCCUCAAAAGCAGGUCUUUAAACGCAAAAUAUGUGAUUGGAUUAGCCAGUAAACUACAUUAAUAUUUUAUUUUAUUUUAUUGCUAAGUAGUGAACAUGUUCAACUGCAUUCUAAUUUCACACACACACACACACACACACACACACACACACACACACACACACACACACACACACACACACACACACACACACACACACACACACACAAGUACAAAGCCUGUGAGUUAUCAAUGAAUAGGCAAAGACUAUGCAGAUUUGGCUAAAGGGAGGCUACAGGUUCACGUCAAUCUCUGGAAAACGCGUAAGAAACUUAAAGGGUAUAUAGGCCUAAAACGUAUUAAGGCAUGGGCCCUUUACGUGUAAUGUGUUUUGAAUAACGUGUACAAUUCGGGAUAUACCUGGAUAUACACCAUGUAGCCUAUUAAGUGAAACUGAUUUGCUUUGUGAAUGUUCCAAUGUGCGAUAUAGUGCGACACUCUGACAGGUGAAUAAUUAAAAAUAGUGGUUCUAUAUUUUUGUAACGCGUCUAUUUAAUGCCCGCUCUCUUGAGCGUAUUAAAGGAACUUUCUGUUCCAUUCUGUGUCAAAGUGCACAGCGGAUUGACUGAAUUGCAAUGCCGUCCCAUCUUCCGAGGACUUAAUUAAAAACAAGCCAAAUUAAACAGAAUGUAGCGGCCCUAUUGAGUUUCAUAAUCUUUACAAUGAACAGAAAUGGGCGAAUGGGCGGUGACUCAAUGUUAUCAUGAUGGGCUAUAUCUGGUCAUGGAGGGCUUUGUUAUCUCUCUGUUUUUACCACAAUACUUGAGGUCAGAUUUUGACAUGAUUUUUUUCUUCAACUUAAGUCACUGGUUGUUCAUAAAAAUGCAUAUUUAUUUUUGUGAUUUUUCCUGUUUUUGUAUACCAUUGUUGUGUAGGAUAAAUGCACUCGAAAUGAAAACUUGAAAACGUGAGGUGGAUUUUGAAGCACUUUCUUUCUUUUUAUGGUGAAAAUGUUCAUUAAAUACAUCUGAGUGUGAUAUGAAA
This is a messenger RNA of Danio rerio (zebrafish), 5576 nucleotides long. The record is from RefSeq and is a predicted model, not a curated record. NCBI's taxonomy places the organism in Eukaryota, Metazoa, Chordata, Actinopteri, Cypriniformes, Danionidae.